GAGGGAGGGAGGGAGGGAGGAGGAGCAGGAGGAGCUGGAGUUCGAGCUGUGAGGUUCGGGGCCGAGACCCCAUCCCGGAGCCCUGGCCGGGGCGGGUGUGCCAGCUCUCGCGCCGCUGCCCGCGCCCACGACCAUGCUCCGCGGUUGGGAGGCAGGAACCCAGGCAUCCAGCGGUUCCCGGAUACCUUCUCCUGGGCUGGGCUGGUAUUGAGAUCAAGGAGUGCUGGAUCAAAAGAUCACCGCCAGCCAGCCUUCUCCACACCUCCACGGUCCAACUGGAGGAUCCCAGUUCACCCACCGACCCUGACCUGGUUAUGGCGUGCAGCUCCGGCCUGGCGUGAGGACCCCCGACCGGCGUGAGGGAGCCCCCAUCCCAGACCACACCCCUGAGCCUCAGCCAGACACACGUUACUCCGGAGUCCCUGCUCCAGUACCGAGUACCUGACUGGGCCCUGGGCACGCACAGGGGCCGUAGCCCCACUGUGUGUGGGAGCCAUGAGGAUCCUGGCUAACAAGACAAGGUUACCCCACCCCAGGAGGAGAGAAGCUCCAGGGAGCCCACCGCUGUCUCCCCGCGGCCACUGCCCCCCUGCCCCAGCCAAGCCAAUGCACCCAGAAAAUAAAUUGACCAAUCAUGGCAAAACAGGGAAUGGCGGGGCCCAAUCUCAGCACCAGAAUGUGAACCAAGGACCUACCUGCAACCUGGGCUCCAAGGGCGUGGGGGCGGGGAGCCAUGGGACCAAGGCCAACCAGAUCUCACCUAGCAACUCAAGUCUGAAGAACCCCCAGGCAGGAGUGCCCCCUUUCAGCUCACUCAAGGGCAAGGUGAAGCGGGAGCGGAGUGUGUCGGUGGACUCUGGAGAGCAGCGGGAGGCUGGGACUCCAUCCCUGGAUUCAGAGGCCAAAGAGGUGGCACCCCGGAGUAAGCGGAGGUGUGUAUUGGAGCGGAAGCAACCAUACAGUGGGGACGAAUGGUGCUCUGGACCCGACAGCGAGGAGGACGACAAGCCCAUUGGGGCCACCCACAAUUGUAAUGUAGCAGACCCAGUCAUGGCGGCCCCACAGCUGGGUCCUGGCCAAACUACCCAACUGCCCCUCAGUGAGAGCAGUGCACCAGGCCCCCCACAUGGCCCCCCACCAGGCCUUCGGCCAGAUGCCCCUGGGGGUGGGGCCGGAGGCGUCCCUGGAAAGCCUCCCUCACAAUUUGUGUAUGUCUUCACCACCCACUUGGCCAACACGGCUGCUGAAGCAGUGUUGCAGGGCCGGGCAGACUCCAUCCUCACAUACCACCAGCAAAAUGUGCCCCGGGCCAAGCUGGACCAGGCCCCUAAAGUGCCACCCACUCCAGAACCACUACCCCUGAACGCACCGUCAGCAGGUACACCACAGUCUCAGCCGCCUCCACUGCCACCACCACCCCCAGCUCCUGGCAGUGCCCCCCCUGCUCUGCCCUCGGAGGGGCCUCCUGAAGACACCAGUCAGGAUUUGGCCCCCAACUCAGUGGGAGCUGCCAGCACAGGUGGUGGGACUGGAGGUACCCACCCUAAUACCCCUACGACUGCCACUGCUAACAACCCUUUGCCUCCUGGAGGAGACCCGAGCAGUGCCCCUGGCUCAGCCCUGCUCGGGGAGUCCACCCCCACAGGAAAUGGGCAGCGCAGCCUGGUGGGCUCUGAGGGCCUGUCCAAAGAGCAGCUGGAACACCGUGAGCGCUCCCUCCAGACACUGCGAGAUAUUGAGAGACUGCUACUCCGCAGUGGCGAGACUGAGCCUUUCCUCAAGGGGCCUCCCGGAGGAGCUGGUGACGGGGGCCCACCAGCACAAGCUCCCUCUGCCCCUCAGCAGCCACCUUCAGCCCCUCCCAGUGGGCUGAAGAAGUACGAGGAGCCCUUGCAGUCCAUGAUUUCACAGACGCAGAGCCUAGGAGGCCCCCAGCUGGAGCAUGAAGUGUCUGGGCACCCCCAGGGUGGGGACAUGGGGCAGCAAAUGAACAUGAUGAUGCAGAGGCUGGGCCAGGACAGCCUGACACCUGAGCAGGUGGCCUGGCGCAAGCUGCAGGAAGAGUACUAUGAGGAGAAGCGGCGGAAGGAGGAGCAGAUUGGACUGCAUGGGGGCCGCCCUCUACAGGACAUGGUGGGGAUGGGGGGCAUGAUGGGGAGAGGCCCCCCACCUCCCUACCACAGCAAGCCUGGGGAUCAAUGGCCACCUGCAAUGAGUACACAACUACGAGGACCUAUGGAUGUCCAAGAUCCCAUGCAGCUCCGGGGUGGACCUCCUUUCCCUGGCCCCCGUUUCCCAGGCAACCAGAUACAAAGGGUGCCUGGGUUUGGUGGCAUGCAGAGUAUGCCCAUGGAGGUGCCCAUGAAUGCCAUGCAGAGACCUGUGAGGCCAGGCAUGGGCUGGACUGAAGACUUGCCCCCUAUGGGGGGACCCAGCAAUUUUGCCCAGAAUGCUGUGCCCUACCCAGGUGGGCAGAGUGAGGCAGAGCGAUUCAUGGCCCCUCGUGUCCGGGAGGAGCUGCUGCGGCACCAGUUGCUGGAGAAGCGGUCGAUGGGCAUGCAGCGUCCCCUGGGCAUGGCAGGUAGUGGCAUGGGACAGAGCAUGGAGAUGGAGCGGAUGAUGCAGGCACACAGGCAGAUGGAUCCUGCCAUAUUCCCAGGGCAGAUAACUGGUGGAGAGGGUUUGGCUGGCACUCCCAUGGGCAUGGAGUUUGGUGGAGGCCGGGGCCUCCUGAGCCCCCCAAUGGGACAGUCUGGGCUGAGGGAGGUGGACCCGCCUAUGGGGCCAGGCAACUUGAACAUGAACAUGAAUGUGAACAUGAACAUGAACAUGAACCUGAAUGUGCAGAUGACGCCACAGCAGCAGCAGAUGCUGAUGUCACAGAAGAUGCGGGGCCCUGGUGAUAUGAUGGGGCCUCAGGGCCUCAGUCCUGAGGAGAUGGCUCGGGUUCGGGCUCAGAGCAGCAGUGGCAUGAUGGGCGGACCACAGAAGAUGCUUAUGCCAUCACAGUUUCCCAGCCAAGGCCAGCAAGGAUUCUCUGGGGGUCAGGGACCCUACCAAGCCAUGCCCCAGGACAUGGGCAACACUCAAGACAUGUUCAGUCCUGACCAGAGUUCAAUGCCCAUGGGGACUGUGGGCACCACCCGGCUCAGCCAUAUGCCUCUGCCCCCUGCAUCCAAUCCUCCUCCUGGGUCUGUACAUUCAGCUCCCAACCGGGGACUGGGCAGACGGCCUUCAGACCUCACCAUUAGUAUUAAUCAGAUGGGCUCGCCAAGUAUGGGACAUCUGAAGUCGCCCACACUUAGCCAGGUGCACUCACCCCUGGUCACCUCACCCUCUGCCAACCUCAAGUCACCCCAGACUCCCUCUCAGAUGGUGCCCUUGCCAUCUGCCAAUCCGCCAGCACCUCUCAAGUCACCCCAGAUUCUCAACUCCUCCCUUAGUGUCCGUUCACCCACUGGCUCACCCAGCAGGCUCAAGUCUCCCUCCAUGGCGGUGCCUUCUCCAGGUUGGGUUGCCUCACCCAAGACAGCCAUGCCUAGUCCUGGGGUCUCUCAGAAUAAGCAGCCGCCUCUCAACAUGAACUCUUCCUCUACCCUGAGCAACAUGGAACAGGGUGCCCUCCCACCUAGCGGCUCCCGGAGCAGUUCCUCAGCACCUCCUGCCAACCCUCCCAGCGGCCUCAUGAACCCCAGUCUACCAUUUACAUCCUCCCCAGACCCCACGCCUUCCCAGAACCCCCUGUCACUGAUGAUGUCCCAGAUGUCCAAGUACGCCAUGCCCAGCUCUACCCCGCUAUACCACAAUGCCAUCAAGACCAUCGCCACCUCAGAUGAUGAGCUUCUGCCUGACCGGCCCCUGCUACCCCCACCCCCACCACCACAGGGCUCUGGGCCAGGCAUCAGCAACAACCAGCCCAACCAGAUGCAUCUGAACUCUGCUGCUGCCCAGAGCCCCAUGGGCAUGAACUUGCCAGGCCAGCAGCCCUUGUCCCAUGAGCCCCCACCUACUAUGUUGCCCUCCCCCACCCCUCUGGGGUCCAACAUUCCAUUGCACCCCAAUGCACAGGGGACAGGAGGGCCCCCUCAAAACUCAAUGAUGAUGGCUCCAGGAGGCCCAGACUCCCUGAAUACCCCUUGUGGCCCUGUGCCCAGCUCCUCCCAGAUGAUGCCUUUCCCUCCUCGGCUGCAGCAGCCUCAUGGUGCCAUGGCCUCCACUGGGGGUGGGGGUGGGGGGCCUGGCCUGCAGCAGCAUUACCCUUCAGGCAUGCCCCUGCCCCCUGAGGAUCUGCCCAACCAGCCACCUGGCCCCAUACCGCCCCAGCAGCACCUAAUGGGCAAAGGCAUGGCUGGGCGCAUGGGCGAUGCAUACCCGCCUGGAGUGCUCCCUGGGGUGGCAUCAGUAUUGAAUGACCCAGAGCUGAGCGAGGUGAUCCGGCCCACCCCGACAGGGAUUCCUGAGUUCGACUUAUCCAGGAUCAUCCCCUCUGAGAAACCAAGCAGCACUCUCCAGUACUUUCCCAAGACCGAGAACCAGCCCCCCAAGGCCCAGCCCCCCAAUCUGCAUCUCAUGAACCUGCAGAACAUGAUGGCGGAGCAGACCCCCUCCCGGCCCCCCAACCUCCCAGGCCAGCAGGGGGUACAGCGGGGGCUCAGCAUGUCCAUGUGCCACCCUGGACAGAUGUCCUUGCUGGGCAGGACAGGUGUGCCCCCACAGCAGGGCAUGGUGCCCCAUGGCCUGCACCAGGGGGUCAUGUCCCCACCACAAGGCCUCAUGACCCAGCAGAAUUUCAUGCUGAUGAAGCAACGGGGUGUGGGGGGCGAGGUCUACAGCCAGUCCCCUCAUAUGCUCUCCCCACAGGGCUCCCUCAUGGGCCCCCCACCCCAGCAGAACCUCAUGGUGUCCCACCCUCUGCGGCAGCGCAGUGUGUCUCUGGACAGCCAGAUGGGCUACCUCCCGGGGCCAGGCAGCAUGGCCAAUCUGCCCUUCUAGCAGGGCUGGAGUUGGGGAUACAGAAAAUAUCCUAACCUUAACCGAUUCUUCCCUCCAGUGUUGGGAUGGAUGGCCUGGGUCCAGGGUGGGGUGGAAGGGUGGGAGGGGGCUUGUGUGGGGAGUGGCAUUUGUGAAAACCAGAUGUGCUGGCAGCUUAGGGGAAAGCAGCAGAGUGGGGUGGGGCGGGUUGGGAUUGGGGUUCCAUUUCUGCCACCAGGACUGCCUCUUCCCCACCCUCUAUGGAGCCUCUAUUUUCCCUCUGUCUUUGCCCCUCUCCCUAUUUUUCAGCUAUGCUUUGGGGCCCUGGGGGAGAGAGGAAGAAGAGGGCUUGUCCAUCCUCUGUCCCUUUGCGGAGUUGUCACCUUGUUGGGUGCUCCAGCUCCACUUUUACCCUCCCAGUUUCUCUGCUCUUGCCCCUUUUUCCUUCUGUCUCUUCCUGCCUCAUUCCCCCUUCUUGCUGACCUGGCUGACCUCGUCUCCCAUGCCCCCUGUAGGCAACUGGCCAGAUGGGCAGGUGCCAGCAGAGCUGUAAAUAGAGCGCUGCGCUUUUGUGCUGGUA
Molecule: messenger RNA, 5551 nt
Organism: Nannospalax galili (Upper Galilee mountains blind mole rat)
Lineage: Eukaryota; Metazoa; Chordata; Mammalia; Rodentia; Spalacidae
Gene: Bcl9l
Product: BCL9 like
Exons: 10
Coding region: 496-4992 (1498 amino acids)
Biological process (GO): canonical Wnt signaling pathway; negative regulation of transforming growth factor beta receptor signaling pathway; positive regulation of transcription by RNA polymerase II
Cellular component (GO): beta-catenin-TCF complex
Molecular function (GO): beta-catenin binding; transcription coactivator activity
Source: RefSeq, a predicted model, not a curated record